This is a messenger RNA of Bombina bombina (fire-bellied toad), 3747 nucleotides long. It is a transcript of the gene FARP1, whose product is annotated as FERM, ARH/RhoGEF and pleckstrin domain protein 1. The record is from RefSeq and is a predicted model, not a curated record. The coding region runs from base 339 to 3452 and encodes 1037 amino acids. The transcript is spliced from 27 exons. Lineage: Eukaryota; Metazoa; Chordata; Amphibia; Anura; Bombinatoridae. Gene Ontology annotation, cellular component: cytoskeleton. Gene Ontology annotation, molecular function: guanyl-nucleotide exchange factor activity; cytoskeletal protein binding.
UUGCUCUGCUCAUCUUCCCGCUCCUGGUCAGAAGGAGGCAGUAGUAUACGUCUACACUGAAGUACACUCCUCCUCCAGGGAUACUGGGCUUCUGUAAAUCCUGUUUGCAAAAGGCAGAGCGAUUCUUACAAUGGCGACCCUGCUUUUGAGCCCAUCCUCCCUCAGCCUUGCCUGCUUUCCCACCCUGUAAUGGCAGCGGUACCCUAACAGAGAGAGUUGUUACAACAGCAGUGAACAGAGAGAAAAGAAAGAGGGAUAUACAGUUUGUGCAAAGCGUGUGGAACCAGACUGAUCCUACACAGAGAGCUACAAACAAGAGAACGCUGGGCUUCCUUAAGAUGGGUGACCAAGAGCAGAGACAAACCGCGGGAUCAAGGUUAGGCGCAACUGAGAGUGCCGGCAUAAGUACCUUGGAACAUGGAACCAAACCACCUCUGUCGCCCCAGGGAAAGAUUUUCCCCUUCAAAGUGCAAAUGCUGGAUGAGACUGUAGAAACUAUAGAAGCUCCAAUAAGAGCACCUGGCAAAACCCUUCUAGAUGCUGUUUGCAGCCACCUUAACCUUGUUGAAGGUGAUUACUUUGGCCUUGAAUUCCAGGAUCAUAAGAAAAUUACGGUAUGGCUGGACCUUAUAAAACCCAUCAUAAAACAAAUAAGAAGGCCAAAGAAUGUUACUCUGAAAUUUGUUGUGAAGUUUUUUCCACCUGAUCACACUCAGCUGCUAGAAGAGUUAACAAGGUACCUGUUUGCAUUGCAAGUGAAGCAAGACUUGGCGCAAGGCAGACUAACGUGUAAUGAGAGCAGUGCUGCACUCCUAAUCUCUCACAUUGUCCAAUCGGAAAUUGGCGAUUUUGAUGAAGCACUUGACCAUGAGCACUUGGCGAAGAACAAAUACAUGCCUCAACAAGACGCUCUGGUAGAAAAGAUCAUGGAACUUCAUCUGAACCAUUUUGGCCAGACUCCAGCAGAAUCUGAUUUUCAGCUUUUAGAGAUCGCACGUCGGUUAGAGAUGUAUGGCAUCCGGUUGCACCCAGCCAAGGAUAGGGAGGGGACAAAAAUCAACCUUGCUGUAGCUAACACAGGGAUCCUAGUGUUUCAGGGUCACACGAAGAUAAAUGCAUUUAAUUGGGCAAAAGUUAGAAAACUAAGUUUCAAGAGAAAAAGGUUUCUGAUAAAAUUGCGUCCAGAUGCAAAUAGCUCCUAUCAAGACACGUUAGAAUUUAUGAUGGCCAGUCGUGAUUUUUGCAAAUCAUUUUGGAAAAUAUGUGUGGAAUACCAUGCCUUUUUUAGACUGUUUGAGGAACCUAAGCCAAAACCAAAGCCAGUUCUUUUUAGCAGAGGAUCAUCAUUUCGAUUCAGUGGUCGUACGCAAAAGCAAGUAUUGGACUAUGUCAAGGAAGGAGGGCAUAAAAAAGUACAGUUUGAGAGGAAGCACAGCAAGCUUUGUUCAAUAAGAAGUAAUUCUGCACAGCCAUCUGAUCAGAUUUUGGAGGUGCCAAAACAAAGUUUUGUACAAAGUCCUCAUUCAGAUGAUGCUCACACAGUACCGCAAGGGAAAGAACAGAAGGCGGAAGCAGAGUUGACCUUGCAUCGCAAAAGUCCAUCACCAAAGAAAAGCCCGGUAGACAAAAGAGCAAAAGACAUCGCCAAUGUGGCAGUGGAUGGAGAAGACAUUGCUGCCAAAGACCAUUCACAACAGAACAUAAAGAAUACACACCAGCCAAGCACAGGUUCUUUAACAGGAAGUCCACAUCUUUCAGAGAUAUCUAUUAGUUCACAAGGAGGAACGGCAGUUUUAAACUCUUCACUAUCUCCAAAUCUAAGUCCUGACGGCAAGCCUUCCUCGCCGCUUAUUAGUCCGUUGCUGAGCGAACCUAUCUGCAUUAGAACUGAUGAUGAGGAAGACAAUCGUAAAAAGCGAUUUCCUAUGGAUAAAGCCUAUUCUAUAGCAAAGGAAGUUUCAGCUACAGAGUGUACAUAUUUGAAAGACCUUGAAGUCAUCACAACGUGGUUUCAGAAUGCUGUAAACAAAGAUGAUUCUGUGUCAGAUUCAUUAAAAACCCUUGUAUUCUCCAAUUUUGAGCCUCUACAUAAAUUCCACAGUAAUUUCCUAAAAGAGGUUGAUCAAAGGCUUGCUCUGUGGGAAGGCCGAUCUAAUUCCCAUAUGAAAGGCGAAAAUCAGAGAAUCGGAGACAUCAUGCUGAAGAACAUACAGAAUAUGAAGCAACUCACCAAUAAUCUACAGAAACAUUAUGAAGUAUUAAUGGAGCUUGAAAAGGCAAUAAAAAACUCACGCAAAUUGGAGAUUCUAUGCAGAGACUUUGAGCAAGAGAAGGUCUGCUAUUUGCCCCUAAAUUCCUUUCUUCUUCAACCUUUACACCGAUUAAUGCACUACAAGCAGGUUAUGGAAAGGCUGUGCAAACAUUACUCUCCCAAUCAUGUGGAUUUCAGGGAUUCCAGAGCUGCUUUGGCAGAGAUCUCUGAACUGGUAGCUCAACUUCACGGCACAAUGAUAAAGAUGGCAAAUUUCCAGAAGCUACAUGAGCUUAGGAAAGAUGUGACGGGCAUUGACAAUCUGGCAACCCCAGGAAGGGAGUUCAUUAGACUGGGCAGUUUAAGCAAGUUGUCUGGGAAAGGCUUACAACAGCGCCUGUUCUUUUUGUUUAAUGAUGUUUUGUUGUAUACAAGCAGAGGACUAACGUCGUCCAAUCAGUUUAAAGUGCACGGACAACUCCCCCUUUACAAUAUGACAAUAGAAGAAAGUGAAAAGGAAUGGGGUGUACCGCACUGCCUGACAUUACGAAGUCAGAACCAAGCUAUAAUAGUCGCAGCCAGUUCUCAUGCUGAAAUGGAAAAGUGGAAAGAGGACAUUCAGAUGGCGAUUGAUCUGGCAGAAAACAGCGGUGGUCCUGUUCCCGAGCUCCUGGCUGGUAGCCCCCCUGAUGGCAAGUCCCCUGAGGAUGGACCCGCUGACCAGGAGUCUGAGGAUGAUCUGAGUGCCUCUCGCUCAUCUUUAGAAAAACAGUCACCUCAUCGAGGGAACACCACAGUCCAUGUUUGUUGGCAUCGAAACACUAGCGUCUCAAUGAUAGACUUCAGUUUUGCAGUGGAGAAUCAAUUAUCGGGAAACCUACUGAGAAAGUUUAAGAACAGCAAUGGAUGGCAAAAGCUUUGGGUGGUGUUUACAAACUUUUGCUUAUUCUUCUACAAAUCACACCAGGAUAACCAUCCAUUGGCCAGCCUGCCUUUGCUGGGGUAUUCACUCACUAUUCCCUCCGAAUCUGAGAAUAUUCACAAAGAUUAUGUCUUUAAACUUCACUUCAAAUCUCACGUCUACUAUUUCAGGGCUGAAAAUGAGUACACGUUUGACAGAUGGAUGGAAGUUAUCAGAAGUGCCACAGACUGUGCCCCUCGCUCCCGCCUUUUGAAUCUCAAAGAGUCGCACAUGUACUGAGGGCCGAAUCUUCCCCUUCUCUAAUAUUUCCAGCAGGAAUUUGAUACCAACCCCAGCUCUUGUUGAAUUUUUGUAAAGACAGCAGCUGUUUCACAGAACUAAAGAAUGCUGCUUUGCAAUGACUUUUUCAGCAUCAAGGGGAAUUUGUUUUUAAAUUUUUAUAAAUAGUUGACACGACAAUGCUCUGCUAUAAAUUAACCAGUCGCUGACAGCAGACAGACUCGUAUUCUGUACAAAACAUUUUGACAUUGUUUGAAUUAUUGUGUGCCAACAUUAAAAAAUACCUUGUCUCUAG